GUUAACACACACACAAAUCACGGGAAAUCGUGGUAUUUAAAAUGCAGCAAUACUGCUGCCCUACAGCGGGAGAAAUCUCGGAUUCUUUGAGCUCGAUGAGUUUCUGAUGGGAGAUUGGUGACGUAAGUGCCAUCAACAGCGACAGCCUGAUCGAGGUAGUCGCGAGGAUGGAUAGAUGGACAGAUGCUGGGGCGGAACUUGGACAUAUUUCCACAUUAUUAGCCCCUACCGACAGGCGUACAGCAUAAAUGAUCAGUUAGAUUGCAACUGGCAAUAGCUCAAGGAUGCGCAGCGCCGUCAAAGGGUUUCCACCGAGCAGGGGAGCGAGAGGACGGAAAUACAGUUGGACGGGCUCUCCAUAACUGUGGAAGUUUCUUCCGUUUUGUACUGUGCGUUGAUGAACAUCUGCUACAAACUAUUGCCAUAAACUGGAUGGCGACAAGGGCAAGCUAAGGAAGCGGUUUUCUGUGUGUUUCUGCGCCGUAAGACUGGACGGGGAGUUAUAUCUCAGCUCUUGGCAAUCAUGCUAUGACUUCUUAUUAGACGUGUCGGCCAGAUACACCUACACUCUACAUUUUAUCUUACAGGCUUUUUGGUCUGUAGAAAAAUCCUCUUCCAAGACCUGCUGACCCCUCAAAGACUUUGCACUUCGGCUUUUAGAGACUUUAUGUUUUAAAGAGGUGGAAUAAAAUAAGACUGGUUGCUUACGAAGAGAACACACCGUUACAUGCUUUGCAGUACAGCUUUUACAUUUAUUCUUGUUUCUCCGUCACUGGCAUUUUAAUUCUGUAUGAGAAGUAAAGAGGAGAGAGUGGGACGACAGCAUGCCGCGGAGAAAGCAGCAAGCGCCGAGGCGAUCUUCAGCCUACGUGCCAGAGGACGAGCUUAAGGCAGCUAAGAUCGAUGAGGAGCAUCUGCAGGACGACGGCCUCUCCUUAGAUGGUCAGGAUGCAGAGUACCUGUGCAAUGAAGACGACGACGGACACGAACAGCUGAGCUACCAGAAUUCGCCGCUCAGCAAUGGCACCAACCCAGACGCCGGGUAUGGCUCGCCCCUCAGCGACACCAGCGAUCACCUGGCUGACUUCAAAAGCACGUCCUCCAAAGAGGGCCAGGAUAAAGAGGAGGUCGAAGACAUGGAGACAGAUGCAGGACUGUCACUGCAGGACAGCCUGGCACAGAUGAAAGCCGUCUAUGCAAACCUGAUUUCUGAUGCUUCCUGGUCAAGUAUCACGAGAGACAUUUUGAAAAGCAAGCAGGUUAGUGCUAGCAGUACCAACAGUACCGCGAGCAGCCACAAGGGGAACAACAGCGUUGUGAGCAGCCACAUGAGCAACAUUGCAAGCAGCGGGGCUAGCAGCAGCAGCAAUGCUAGCGCCAGCACCAAGACAAAUGCAGCACCAAGCAGCAAUUCUACUAAAGCCGCCAACAAUGCUAACCACGGAAACAUCAAUGGUGCUAAUAGUGGGGGCGUUGCAUAUGACUGGCACCAAGCAGCACUUGCGAAAACCUUGCAGCAUACUCCUUACCACCUAAUGCCUGAACCAAGUCUCUUUAGCACAGUGCAGCUGUACCGGCAAAACAAUAAGCUGUAUGGGCCUGUAUUCACAGGUGCCAGCAAGUUCAGAUGUAAGGACUGUAGUGCAGCCUACGACACACUAGUAGGUCUCACGGUUCACAUGAAUGAAACAGGUCAUUACCGUGAUGACAACAAGGACAAAGAGGAUGACAAGGGCAAAAAAUGGUCCAAGCCAAGGAAGCGAUCCUUAAUGGAGAUGGAGGGCAAAGAAGAUGCUCAGAAAGUUCUGAAAUGCAUGUAUUGUGGCCACUCGUUUGAAUCACUGCAGGACUUGAGUGUCCACAUGAUCAAAACUAAACACUACCAGAAAGUGCCUCUCAAAGAACCAAUGCCAGCUCUUGCCUCCAAGCUGGUGCCCUCCACCAAAAAGCGAGCGUUCCAAGACCUGAUGUCUCCAUGUUCACCUGAGUCCAUCUCCAGCACCCCUGGUAUUCCAUUGGCAGAGUCCGCAUCCACCAAAGAUCAGAAGAUUUCCAACCCAUAUGUCACCGCUAACAACCGCUACGGUUACCAAAAUGGUGCGAGUUAUACCUGGCAGUUCGAGGCACGAAAAGCUCAAAUUCUCAAGUGUAUGGAGUGUGGGAGUUCCCAUGACACCUUGCAGCAGUUAACAGCCCAUAUGAUGGUGACCGGUCAUUUUCUCAAAGUCACAAAUUCUGCCUCUAAAAAGGGAAAGCAAUUAGUGUUUGACCCUGUGGUGGAAGAAAAAUUUCAAUCCAUUCCUCUUCCACCCACAACAACACGUCUGCCACCCCCCACUAUUAAAUCGCAACCAGAAUCACCAAUACACCCUUCUGUCAUGGAUGAAAGGAAGGAGGUAGAAGAAGAAAGAAUGGAGGAAAGUGAAGAGAAGAAAAUAAAGCAAGAGAAAGAAGAUCCUUCUGAGAGGGCGGAAAAGACAGGGAAAACUAGCCAUUACAAAUAUCUAAGAGAGGAAGACCUUGAGGAGACUCCUAAAGGUGGUCUAGAUAUUCUCAAGUCAUUAGAAAAUACUGUUUCAAGUGCAAUCAGUAAGGCUCAGACAGGUACACCCACUUGGGGUGGAUAUCCCAGCAUUCAUGCUGCUUACCAGCUUCAAGGGUCACUAAAAACAUCUCUACCUGCUGUUCAGAGUGUUCAGAUGCAACCAACAUUCAAUGCCAGCAACUUGAAAUCUUUCACCUCGGACUCCAAUGCUCUGAUCCAUUCUCCAAGCAGCCCAUCUCCACCUCCAAACCAUAAAAGCAAUGUGCUAGCCAUGGAAGAGUUGGUAGAGAAAGUGACAGGCAAAAUAACUUCCAAGAAAGACAGGGAUGAAAAGUCUACAGAACGUGGUUCCAAACAUAUGCCUGCUGAAUCACCUUCCCCUGUCCUUAAAGACAAAAAGGACUUGCCGAGACCAGAUGAUCUUAGCAAGCCAACAAAGAAUGGCACAGUGGAUAAAGAGUUGGAGCAUGUUCCUCAUCGGGAAGGGGAAUACAAGGAAAGACAUGCAGAUAAUCCUGUUAAGAAUGGAACGGAAGUCAGCAAUGGUUGUGGGAAUUUUGGAAUUAUCACUGACCACUCACCAGAUCAGCCUUUAGUCAACCCCCUCAGUGCAUUGCAGUCCAUUAUGAACACUCAUUUGGGAAAGGCCUCUAAAACUGUCAGUCCACUUCUAGACCCUUUAGCAAUGCUUUACAAGAUCAGCAACAACAUGAUGGAAAAACCCAUGUACAAUCCAGCUCAGGUCAAGCAAAGUGAGCCUAUCAACAGAUAUUACGACAAUGACGACGACCAGCCAAUGGACUUGACAAAGUCCAAAAGUUCCAACGGGCCCACAAAUAAUUGCUCUUCUACCGUUAUCAACAACAGCAGCAGCAUCACAAACAGUUCCCGACCCAUCUUAUCCACUUUGUCCGAAUCAGUCUCAUCUCCUCUUCGAGAGAAUGCGUUAAUGGACAUCUCAGACAUGGUGAAGAACCUCACAGGUCGUCUGACGCCAAAGUCAUCGACACCCUCCUCCAUAUCUGAAAAGUCGGAUGGGGAUGGUUGUGCUUUUGAGGAUGGCUUUGAGGAUCUUUCUCCUGUUCAGAAGAGGAAAGGCAGGCAGUCAAACUGGAACCCUCAGCAUCUGUUGAUCCUUCAGGCUCAGUUUGCAUCCAGUCUUCGAGAAACCCCUGACGGAAAGUAUAUCAUAACAGACCUUGGUCCUCAGGAGCGUGUACAUAUUUGUAAGUUUACAGGUCUCUCCAUGACCACCAUCUCCCACUGGUUGGCAAACGUCAAGUACCAACUCAGGCGGACAGGUGGAACCAAGUUUCUGAAGAACAUAGACUCGGGCCAGCCACUGUUCCUGUGUGGUGAUUGUGCCUCCCAGUUUAGAACUCCCUCCUCGUACAUAAACCACUUAGAAAGCCACUUGGGCUUCAGCUUGAAGGACCUCUCCAAGUUAUCAAUAGACCUCAUAAGAGACCAGCAGGCCGUCACGAAAAUGAUCACAGACAAGACUUUCAGUGCCCUCGGCUUGACUGAGGAUGACUCAAAUUCCAUUUUUCAGUGUAAACUGUGCAAUAGGACUUUUGUCAGCAAGCAUGCAGUGAAACUGCACCUCAGCAAAACGCAUGGAAAGUCACCGGAGGACCACCUGAUCUUUGUUACCGAGCUGGAAAAGUUGGAAAAAGCUUAAGAAAAGCAGGCUGGUGGCAGUGAAGUGACUGGAUCGAGAAUCAUUGCACUACAUCACUGUACUGCACUGCGCCUGAACUGAGCCUCAGUCCAACUUGCGUUGUACAACUGCCUGAAUGGACCAUGAUCUGUUUCGAUUUUUUUCCUCGUUGUUUUUCAGUCUCAUGAUUUCUAUCUCUUGCUUUGUAUUGUAUUUAUCUGAUAUGUGUCGGUUAUGUGCAUGUUUUUUUUCCUUUCAUCUUUUCAGUGACUUCAUAUUCAAACAGAAUUUACAGUUUGUACUCUGUUGAAUUGGGAAUGAAACAAACAUGGUAUCCAUGGGCAUGGUCUAAAACGAAAUGGCAAAAGAACUUCUGAAUAGAAUGAAUUGCGUUGAACACUUAAUAUACCUUAAAAAAAUUAAUUAAAGCACUCUGUAGUGUUGAAUGUUAUAAGAAUAUGUAUAAAAAAGAUGGGCCUAUUUCGUUCAUUGAACUCAGAAUUUCACAUAUUGGCUUGACAUAAAUCAAACUCUGCAACCCUUUUGAAGUGAAAACAAUGCAUCAGAUUUUGUUGAGUCUUCUAAACCUUGAAGGAUAAUGAAGAUUUUGACUGGCUGCCUAUGAUUACACACUCUUUGGUUUUUCAAAGGCAUUUCUUUGUUUUUAAUUAUCAUUGUUUUUUUGUUGUUGUUGUUGAGUAUCAUUUUAUACAGUAGCAAUUUGAAACGUAUGCUUUGGUACCACUGUUUCUCUUUCUAUGGUUUCACUUUCAACCUGUAAAGACUUAAUUGAAAUCUUAUAUACAGCACAUAAAUUUAAAUGAUCAGCUAAGAUGUGUAAAUUUCCAUCAUCAUAUCUUGACAAUUGCCGCAGCUCUACAUUGUUUGUAUGGUGUGCAUUCUUUUAUAUUGUCAUUUUAUAUAUAGUAAACAAAAAGGAAAUAAUAUGUACAGAGAUGUAUAUGCAGUAUAUGUGCUGUAGAACCACAAUUCAUCCUUUAGUUUCCAACGAACUAAGUUCUCUGAUGUGGUGAAUACGAACUGACUGAAGGAAGUUGCAUCUAUGUCGAUGCAUGUCGUGCGAGAUGGAACCAAGCAAUGCAAAACAUGAAAUACUGUACAUUUCAAUGUUUUAUCAUGCCAUUGUGAAAAGUCCCAUUAAUUCCCUAAUUAAAAAAGGAAAAAAUGUUUUUGUCCCUUAAUUGUAAAAUAAAACCUAAAGCAUU
Messenger RNA from Triplophysa rosa, 5431 nucleotides. It is a transcript of the gene tshz1, whose product is annotated as teashirt zinc finger homeobox 1. The coding region runs from base 825 to 4226 and encodes 1133 amino acids. Gene Ontology annotation, biological process: regulation of transcription by RNA polymerase II. The transcript is spliced from 3 exons. Gene Ontology annotation, molecular function: DNA-binding transcription factor activity, RNA polymerase II-specific; DNA binding. The record is from RefSeq and is a predicted model, not a curated record. NCBI's taxonomy places the organism in Eukaryota, Metazoa, Chordata, Actinopteri, Cypriniformes, Nemacheilidae. Gene Ontology annotation, cellular component: nucleus.